GAGAACUCGAAAACCACAUAUGAAACUAGUCUUUUCCUUUGACCAGUUCAUUCCCACUUUGCUUCUUUGAUUACACCCAAUACCCGCCGUAGCUGGGACAGCUGCACUUUGAAUAUACAGACUGCGCUUGGACCUAGAGAGGAACAAGUUGCAACAAAUUUUCCUUACUCAUCCGAAGCUAAGGACAACUUACGGAAAGAAGUGGUGGACAACUGCAGGGGUGGAUUGCAUCAUCACCGAGAACGGACAUAAGCCUCGUAUACGACUUUCUAUAAUAUUCAUGUCCUCUGUUUCUGUCGUUUCCCUGUUCUUCCCGGUUUUAUCAUCAUUCUCUCAAUAAUCAUAAUUAACACACUGUCCUCCCAACGCCAGGUCACUUACACCAGUUCACAGACCGAAGUCACACCUAUCAAGUCACAACCUCCAACUCCAAGUGUCAGCAACAAGUCACUCGAUCUUCGCUACUGUCAUCUUCAAGACAAAACAAACAAUAACCUAAACCCAACAACCAAAACCAGGCAAGAACAAACCCUAAAACCACAGCAACUACAUCCGCCCAGUUCCAAACAUGACCUCUACCACCUCCUCCUCCCGACGCAGCUCAUCCUCCUCCAACUUCAGCACCAUCACCACCAGCAGCAGAAGUGGUUCACAUUUCUCUCACUGCUCACACCCACACCAUUCUUCGACGUCAUCGCCAUACUCGAGCACCGCCUCCAGCUUCGCAGGUAUAGGCCCUACCAUCACCAUCAAUACCACCUCCAGCGCGGCCAGCAGCCGCUCUUCCUCCUCCCCAUCGUCACCUUCAUCAGCAUCGGCUUCCUAUACAGCUGGAGAGGCCGCGAGGGAUGCACAGAUGGGAGCAUCUAUCUUGGCUUGGCCGGCUGAUGAGGAGUGGAUUGCUCCAAAAAUCUGAGAGCGUAUGUGGGAGGUAGAAUUGGUUGGCCAGAGGGGGAUAUCGUACAUGUCGGAGACAGGGCGUUUUGGUCAUUUUUAGGACGACGGUGCUCGUGGAAAGUUAAACGGACAUAGGAACGGAAGUGGGGAGGGGAUUACACAGUUAUAGGGGAAAUGUGACAUAACGGAGCUUACUUGGGAAUGGCAAAUAUUGAUUAUGUGCUUGACAGUGCCUGCUAGACAGGUUACCAGUCACCAUUAUCACGACUUUCGACAGAGGAUGCUUUGGUAUCAGCUCAACAGAUGGUCAUAAGCAUACUUAGUUGCAUGUAAUGGAGCUUGUCAAGCCAAUAACACCAAGUGGUUAAUUCAUUUCAUGUAGCAAGAGCUUCGCAAACCUUCCCAGAGCGGAUAGAGUUGAACUGGUUCUGAUGGCUCUCGUGACAGGUAG
This is a messenger RNA of Neurospora crassa OR74A, 1348 nucleotides long. RefSeq lists its product as hypothetical. NCBI's taxonomy places the organism in Eukaryota, Fungi, Ascomycota, Sordariomycetes, Sordariales, Sordariaceae. The coding region runs from base 569 to 916 and encodes 115 amino acids. The transcript has 2 exons. The record is from RefSeq and is a predicted model, not a curated record.